Calidris pugnax (ruff) is the source of this 444-nucleotide messenger RNA. Its product is annotated as claw keratin-like. The transcript has a single exon. Gene Ontology annotation, cellular component: intermediate filament. The coding region runs from base 1 to 444 and encodes 147 amino acids. NCBI's taxonomy places the organism in Eukaryota, Metazoa, Chordata, Aves, Charadriiformes, Scolopacidae. Gene Ontology annotation, molecular function: structural constituent of cytoskeleton. The record is from RefSeq and is a predicted model, not a curated record.
AUGUCCUGUGCCAGCCUGUGCAUCCCUUCCUGUGGGGUGGCCGUCCCGGCCCCCGUGGCUGAUUCUUGCAAUGAGCCCUGUGUGCGCCAGUGCCCCGACUCCGUGGUGGUGAUCCAGCCCCCGGCCACGGUGGUCACCCACCCUGGACCCAUCCUCAGCUCCUUCCCACAGUCCAGCGUUGUUGGCUCGCUGGGAGCCCCUGCCGUUGCCGGGGGCUACGGUGGCUCUUUUGGAGGCCGUGGUGGUUUUGGAGGCUUUGGUGGCUCUGGGCUGUCCGGAGGCCUUGGGGGCUAUGGAGGCUAUGGAGGCUUUGGAGGCCAAGGGGGCUAUGGAGGCUUUGGAGGCUAUGGUCUUUCUGGGGGCUAUGGAGGCUUUGGGAGCUGUGGAUUCGGUGGCCUGAGCCGAGGCCACAGGUACCUCAGUGGCAACUGUGGGCCCUGCUAA